This is a messenger RNA of Arabis nemorensis, 1497 nucleotides long. Lineage: Eukaryota; Viridiplantae; Streptophyta; Magnoliopsida; Brassicales; Brassicaceae. The record is from the annotation of a GenBank genome assembly.
AUGUAUUCGGACGAUGACAUGCUCGAUAUGGAAACGGGAGAGGAUGAUUAUUACACCGACGGGAACGGUGGUUUUGAUGAUGAAGAAGAUUCCGAUUGCUCUAAGGUAAAUUAUGUUGUUCUCAAGGAAGACGACAUUCGAAAACAUCAGAAUGAUGAUAUCAGACGAGUUUCCACUGUCCUCUCUGUAACUGAGGUCGAAGCGAGUGUUUUGCUUCUUUACUAUCACUGGAAUGUUAGUAAAAUUGAUGAUGAAUGGUUUGCAGAUGAGGAGAGAGUUCGUAGAACCGUUGGUAUAUUGCAGAAACCUGUUGUUGUCACAAAACCUUAUGGUUGUGGAGGAGAAGUUACAUGUGGAAUUUGCUUUGAUUCGUUUUGUCCUAAGGUUAUUGUAUCGGUUCCUUGUGGUCAUCCGUUCUGCUCUGAUUGCUGGAAUGGUUAUAUCAGGACAAGUAUCAAUGAUGGUCCAGGAUGCUUGAUGCUUAAAUGUCCUGAGCCUUCUUGUUCUGCUGCUGUUCGUUUAGAUAUGGUCGAAAAACUGGUUUCGGAGGAAGACAAGAAGAAGUUUUACAAGUACUUCCUUAGGUCUUAUGUUGAAGACAACAAGAAGAUGAAGUGGUGUCCUGCACCGGGAUGCGAGCAUGCGGUUGAUUUUGCUGCAGGGACUGGGAGUUAUGAUGUUUCCUGCUUGUGCUCGCAUAGAUUUUGCUGGAAUUGCACUGAAGAGGCUCACCCUCCUGUGGAUUGUGACACGGUUGCAAAAUGGUUGCAUAAGAACAGCGCUGAGUCUGAAAAUACGGAUUGGCUACUUGCCAAUACAAAGCCUUGUCCAAAGUGUCAUCGGGCGAUUGAAAAGAAUCAGGGCUGCAUGCACAUGACAUGCAGAUCACCUUGUCGUCAUCAGUUUUGUUGGCUUUGCCUUAAGGCAUGGAAAAUUCACGGGCAAAGCUCUGGUGGUUUUUAUGCCUGCAACCGUUAUGAGAAGGAGAAGCAAGAAGGAAAGUUUAGUGAGGCUGACAGGAAGCAAGCGAUGGCUAAAAUGUCGCUAGAAAGAUACACUUAUUAUUAUGAACGCUGGUUAAGCCAUCUCUUGUCGAGGCAAAAAGCUAUGGCGGAUCUGCAGAAACUGCAAUCUGAAGGCCUUAAGAAGCUUAGUGAGAUACUUUGCACGUCAGAAACUCAGCUCCAGUUCAUCACAGAGGCGUGGCUUCAGAUCAUUGAAUGCAGACGGGUACUGGAAUGGACAUUUGCUUAUGGUUACUAUCUAGCUGAUGAAGGUAAGAAAGUGUUUUUCGAGUAUUUGCAAGGGGAGGCUGAUUCAGGUUUGGAGCGGCUCCACCACUGCGCAGAGAAAGAGUUAGAGGUGUUUUACGACGCUAAAGGCCCUUCAGAAGAUUUCAAACAUUUCCAGACCAAAUUAACCGAUUUGACAGUCAUAACCAAAACCUACUUUGCCAAUCUGGUGAAAGCUUUGGAGAAUGGUCUUAAGGAAUGUUGA